AUGUUGAAAUAUAUAUGUAGAGGCAAGGCAAGUUUCGAGUGUAUUGGAGGCUGGAGGCUGGCUGACGUUGAUGCUGCUGCCGUAAUUGGGAGUUUCAGUCCGGUUACUCCGUGCUCUGGUGCUCUCUUUGCCCAAGAGAAGAGACCUACACUGGACAGAAUGUUCGCUUCGACGUCACAAAGAAAUGAUGAUGGUUUGCGGGCGUCUUACAAUAUCUCGUUACUUAUAGCAAAAUCCGGAAAACCGCAUACUAUCGGAGAGAAGUUAAUUUUGCCAGCCGUUGAAGAGGUUUUAAAAACUGUUCUACACAAACCUGCAUCUGAUAUCAUUAAAAGAAUUCCCUUAAGCAACAAUACUGUUGAAAGACGUAUUGAUGAAAUGAGUUCUGAUAUUGAAAGCUUCUUAUGUAAUUAUUUGCAAACGACCCAUUUCUCUAUACAACUGGACGAGUCAACUUUACCUGAUAAUGCAGCAUUAUUAUUGGCAUAUGUUCGUUUUAUUAUGAAUCAAGAAAUCUACGAAGAACUGCUCUUCGCAAGAACUUUGAUAACCGACACUAAAGAAUUUCUGGAUACUAAAGAUAAAAUUUUAAAAGACAAUUUAAUGAAGAGGAAAACAGACAUGGCCUAUUUAACAGAUUUGUUUACAAAAUUUAAUAUGGUUAAUUUGCAAUUACAAGGCGACAGUUUAAAUUUGAUUAAAACAAAGUCCAUCUUAUCAGCGUUUCUUGCCAUAGUUAAACUAAUGAAGCAAAAUAUUGGACGGGGCGAAUUUUCUCAGUUCCCCAAUUUGUCACAGACAAGCUGCCAGGAAGACGACGUUUCAACUUACGUUCAACAUUUAAAUGCCCUCUAUUCAGAUUUUGAAUCUAGGUUUGAGGAUAUUUUGACUAUGGUAAUACCACCGUGGACAAUUAAUCCAUAUGGUGACAUAGAAGAAACGAAUGUCAUAAUACAAGAGGAACUGACUGAACUAAGUACAAACGAAGAACUUAAGGAUCAGUUUAAAAACGGAUAUCAGCAAUUCUGGCUGCAAAACAACAUACCCGUUACUUAUCCCAUUGAUGGCAUAUAUCAUACUAGAGGUUAG
This is a messenger RNA of Acanthoscelides obtectus, 1089 nucleotides long. The record is from the annotation of a GenBank genome assembly. NCBI's taxonomy places the organism in Eukaryota, Metazoa, Arthropoda, Insecta, Coleoptera, Chrysomelidae.